AUGGCUGAACAACACACUGGAUAUAAAUGUGUUGAUAUGUAUGCUGAGGAUGUUGCAGAGCUGAGAGCAGAUGAUCAAGACAUCUGGCUUGGGGAUGAUGAAGGAGUAGAUGAUGAAGGAGUAGAUGAUGAGAAUUAUGAAGAUUUCCUUGAAGAUCCUACUGAUGAUGACAACUCACCUACAGAAAUAGAUGAUAAAGGCAAAGGCAAAGCUCCUGCAGAAGAAGAAGAAGAAGCAGAGGAUGUGGAUGAGGUGGAUAGUGCUGAAGGCUCUUCUAAAGAUGAAGAUUACAAGCUGCCACCAGAGGAAGACAGCAGUGCAGAGGAUGAAGAAGCUUUGCAGUACAGGAACUAUGCUAGGCAGAUUAAGAGAAACAUUAAGGCAAAGAAGUUAGGGAUGCAUGCCAAGCCAAUUGGUGAAAUAAGGGCAGAGGACAUAGUUGAUGAAGUACCAAACUUGGAUGAACCUGGAAGUCCUUUUCUUGACUCUAGUGAGGACUACUCAUAUGAGGAGGACAGUGAUGGGGAGAUCAGAAGGCAGUUCAAGAAUGCCCUUGUCAAGUAUGGACUUAAGGCACACAAAUCACUGAAGUUUGACAUAGAUGAAAAGUUGAGGGUGAGGGCAAAAUGUGACUGGAUUGGGUGCAAUUGGAUGAUAUAUGGGUCAAAGACUACAAGGUCUCAGUGGUUUAAGGUGGUCACAUUUUCAGAUGUCCACACUUGCCCACCCAGGAGGGACAACAACCUAGUGACCUCCACUGUAAUUGCUAAGCACUAUUACAGUCAGAUCAAAGACAACCCUACCUGGUGUGCUGGUCUCAUUAAGGCUGCUGUGCUCAAGGAUUUUCUUGCUGAUGUGUCUAUCUCAAAGUGCAAGAGGGCCAAGUCUCUGGUGCAGAAGCAAGCACUUGAUGCUAUGUCAGGAGAGUACAGCAGGAUAUAUGACUAUCAGCUAGAGCUACUUAGGUCCAAUCCUGGUAGUACUGUGGUUGUCUACCUGGACCCAGACAUAGAGGGCAACCAAGUCUUUGAGAGGUUUUAUGUUUGUUUUGAUGCUCUGAAGAAAGGCUUCUUGGCUGGAUGUAGAAAGCUUAUUGGCCUGGAUGGUUGCUGGUUCAAAGGUGCUCACAAUGGUAAUCUGCUGUGUGCAAUAGGAAGAGAUGCAAACAACCAGAUAUACCCAAUAGCUUGGGCUGCAGUUCCAAUAGAAAACUAUGAUAGUUGGUACUGGUUUUUGUCCUUGCUGCAGAAGGAUCUCAAUAUCAACAAUGGAGGGCUUCAGUGGGUGGUAAUCUCAGAUCAGCAGAAGGGUCUCUUGAAGGCAGUCAAAGAGUUAAUUCCUGCUGCAGAACAUAGAAUGUGUGCUAGGCACAUCUAUGCCAACUGGAGGAAGAAGUAUACCGACAAGAAACUACAGAAGAAAUGGUGGAGGUGUGCCAAAGCCUCAAACAAGGUGCUUUUCAAUGUGUACAGGGCCUACCUUGCUCAAGACACUCCUGAGGGUGCAGCAGACAUGAUGGCAACCUCACCAGAGCACUGGAGUAGGGCUUACUUCAGGCGUGGCAAUAACUGUGAUUCAGUGGAUAACAACAUGUGUGAGAGCUUCAACCAUAGCAUCAUGGAAGCCAGAUUCUACCCAGUGAUUUCAAUGUGUGAGGCCAUAAGAAAGAAGCUGAUGGUUAGGAUACAAGAGAAUAGAGCAAGAGCUGACAAGUGGACUGGUAACAUUUGUCCAAAUGUUUUUAAGAAGCUGAAGAUGAACAUUGAGUUAUCUGGCAAGUGUAUUGUGUUAUGGAAUGGGGCAGAUGGUUAUGAAGUCCAAGACUGGGAAGACAGGAAGUAUAUUGUGAAGUUGCUCACUAGGGAAUGUAGUUGUGAGUACUGGCAGCUGUCAGGGUUGCCAUGUUGUCAUGCUAUUAGCUCAAUCUACAAAGGGCACCAGAACUUGGAAGAUUACAUUGCUUCUUGUUUCAGCAAAGAAGCAUACAUGAGGACAUAUGACCAUGUUUUGAUGCCUGUAGAGGGUGCAGCAAAUUGGCCAAUAUCUGACAUGCCUAGGCCACUUCCACCAGCAUAUGUGAAGAUGCCUGGAAGGCCCAAGACACAGAGGAAGAGAGAGGAAUGGGAACAACCUAAAGGAGUAAAGUUGAGCAAGGUUGGUAUCAAAAUGACUUGCAGGUUGUGUGGCAAAGGUGAUCACAACUCAAGAAGGUGUCCCAAAAACCCCCAAGCUUCCAACAAAAACAUGGCUCACAUCACCAGAGAGAAGAAAGGGAAGAGAAAGGAGGCAGAGGCAGCAGGUGCUGGGGCAAGUGCUGGCACCAAGAAGACAACAACUAAGAAGGAGCAUGAACAGAUGCUUGAACAAUCUAUGAUCUGA
This is a messenger RNA of Sorghum bicolor (sorghum), 2379 nucleotides long. RefSeq lists its product as uncharacterized. The transcript has 4 exons. Gene Ontology annotation, molecular function: zinc ion binding. The coding region runs from base 1 to 2379 and encodes 792 amino acids. NCBI's taxonomy places the organism in Eukaryota, Viridiplantae, Streptophyta, Magnoliopsida, Poales, Poaceae. The record is from RefSeq and is a predicted model, not a curated record.